CGACGUGAGCAGUGACGUCAAAAUGGAAAAACGAAACUAACUUGGAUUUUCCGGGGAAUGUCAGGUCGUAAAAACGUAAUAUUUUGAGAUAUUCUGCAGAACAGAAUCAAAGCAAUGCCAUUAGGAGUUAGCGGCUUUGUCGUUGUGACACUUGAAGAAUUGAUUGAAAAUUUAAAACGGAGGAGUGUCUACUGUACUUGUUGUAGGUGUCCCCCUUUACAUUGACUUUUUGGUGAGUGGUGUUGUCUGCUUGUAUCAUGGCCCAAACAAAACCACUCUUCGUUCCCUGGUUGUACCAACAAAUUGAAAGUGAAAAAUACCCCGGAGUGUGUUGGAAAAAUGAAGAAAAAACAAAGUUCUGCAUUCCCUGGAAGCAUGCUUUAAGACAGGACUCAAACAGUGAUGAUGUCCGCAUAUUCAAGGCAUGGGCUCAAACUAGCGCAGCUGGAGAUGGCAGGAUAAAUGGAGACCCUUCUGUUUGGAAAAGAAACUUCCGUAGUGCUCUUCGUGCAAAAGGUUUCAAGAUGAUAUUAGACAACAAAAAUGAUGCUGCGGAUCCCCAUAAAGUAUAUCUAUUUCCAGUUGAUUCUCGUUCUGUGGGAUCUGAGGGGUCUCAAGAGACUGAUGCUUCACAGGAACUGUAUUCAGCGGAUGAAGACGUCUUCACUAAUCUUGCACCGCAUGAUUUGGACCAGCACUUCAUUGACUUAGACCUCAGAGAAAAACCCACACAAGGUUUUGUGUGUCAUGCUGAACAACAGCUGUACCAAGAAACCAGUUCAUUUACCAUGGAAAGUGAUACUGGAAUAGUGCACUUUCCAAACCAGGAAUCUCAUGAACCUUUUUCUUCGGCAGUAGGCGCUUUUGGUGGAUCAGAGCAAACUUUGCAUCUUGAGGGGACAUCAGUGGGUGAUUUUUCAGCAGCUGAAAGAAUGUCUGAUAAGGCAACAUGUUACCCUGAUGAGGAACAUGUGCGUAAUCAGGCUGCUACUUCUGGGACAAAUGAAACAUAUUUUCAGAUUAAGGUUUAUUACAAAGGGAAGAUGAUGUUAGAUCAGUUGUUGAAGAAUGACGCUGGUUUCCGACUGAUUUAUCAGGAGAGCAGGGACUCCAGUGUAAUGGAGAGUGCUUUACCAGUGGUAAAACUACCUAGUCCAGAUAGUAUUCAGGAUCAGACGCAGGCAAGACAUACAAGGGAUAUCCUGGAGAAUCUGGGGGGUUUGGAGCUUAAGAAAUUGGAUAGUGUGGUUUGGGGCCAUCGUUGGGGAAAAACCAGGGUCUACUGGGGUGUGUGCAAACAUGAAAAGAGCCAAACAGCCAGAGAACUCUCCAAAAACACACCCCAAGUCAUCUACUUUUUUAAGGACUAUAUAUCAGGUAUGAUGGAGUUUCUUCAGAAAAGCAGUGGACCAUCUCCAUCUUACACCCUCUACUUUUGUUUGGGAGAAAAGUGGCCAGACCCUAAAAUGAAACCAUGGGAGAAGAAACUCAUAAUGAUUGAGGUUGUUCUGACUUCACUUGAGAUUUUGAAGACGAUGGCCCUUGAAUGUGGAGCCUCCUCACUUCAGUCAAUGGAGCUUCAAGUCUCUUUGGAGCAAAUGAUGGAGUUAUGUUAGAAAGCUCAUGUUAGCAGUAAAAGGUUGCACUUAAUUGUGUCUCUUGAAUCUAUUUCUAUUUAUUAAACAAUUUCUUAAAAUGUUAACUCAGAUAAUAGGAAAUGAGAAUUGAAUGAGUGGAGUUUUUUUAAUAAAUAAUCAACACAAAUUGCAAUAAAGCAGUGUAAAAUUAA
Messenger RNA from Misgurnus anguillicaudatus (oriental weatherfish), 1789 nucleotides. RefSeq names its product interferon regulatory factor 3 (gene irf3). The record is from RefSeq and is a predicted model, not a curated record. NCBI's taxonomy places the organism in Eukaryota, Metazoa, Chordata, Actinopteri, Cypriniformes, Cobitidae. Gene Ontology annotation, molecular function: RNA polymerase II cis-regulatory region sequence-specific DNA binding; protein binding; DNA-binding transcription factor activity, RNA polymerase II-specific. Gene Ontology annotation, biological process: regulation of transcription by RNA polymerase II; immune system process. Gene Ontology annotation, cellular component: nucleus.